Vicia villosa (hairy vetch) is the source of this 5212-nucleotide messenger RNA. RefSeq names its product protein MAIN-LIKE 2-like. The record is from RefSeq and is a predicted model, not a curated record. Gene Ontology annotation, biological process: meristem development; meristem maintenance. The transcript is spliced from 8 exons. NCBI's taxonomy places the organism in Eukaryota, Viridiplantae, Streptophyta, Magnoliopsida, Fabales, Fabaceae. Bases 3375 to 4871 code for a protein of 498 amino acids.
AAUGAAAAAAAUCGAAUCAGCAAAGAGUUGAGAAAACAAAUCAUUUUAAGCCAACAACAUCAAAAUUGACCCCAAAUCCUCCCUCAUCUUCUCCGGCAGCAGAACCACCACUGUUACUCUACUCCGUCCCCAAAAUUCCAUUUCCCUCAGGGUUCAUAUUGCGAGAAAUUGCGGUCAAAUAAGACUAAUGCGGCCUUGAUCAUGGUUGUGUUAAUGUUGCCGAGACAUUGGAGACCUUGAUGCCAUUGGAUGCUAAUGUUUUAUUAGAAUCGCGUUCAUAAUCAAGAUAGGAUUUACUUAAUGCAGUGUGGAAAAGAUUUUAUCUUUAGUUGAGUAAGUGGCGAGUUAAGAUUUCUGAUGUGUCGUGACUCAUGUGUGAGCCGAUAGUUAUAGAAGUUGGAUUUAGGAUAUUUGAGUUAUGGAGAUAUUGCUUUGAAAUUGACAAGUUUUCUGUUUUAUACAAGGGUAUGAUAGAGUAUAUGGAACAUGAGCAUUUGGCAAGGCAUGAAUUAGCUAUGUUUUGGAGGUGAAAAUUGUGGAUUGCACCAUACCAUGGGUUUAUCAGGUUGCCCGGUUCUUUUUUUGGGUACACCUUUCCACGGGACUUAGGCUGAUGAGUGGGUUGGAUAUAUUGGGGAAAUGCUUCAUUUCAGUUAUAAUUUAUUAGUACAAACUGACUGCUUAUCAGACUCGAAGCAAAACCUAUUGGACAACUAUAAGAGUAGUGAUGCUCCAUGGUAAUGAAGGCUUUUGUAAAAAUGAUAAACGGAUCUUUAGGGCUUUAUGGUUCUUCUGUAUGCGAAAGGAAAGCAAUGAUGCCCCAAAAGAGUUUGAGUUGUUAGAUCAUAAUAUUAAGAGAAAGAAAUAAAAUAAACUCAUUGUUAGGAUAUAGAAUAAAUGAGAAUUAGAGUAGUUAAGUGUUGUUAGAGAUAUAAGCUAAUUUGUUAUGUGGUUGUUCAGCCUAUUAAUAGUACUGUGCUAUUUCUAUUGUUAUUGUGGUUACUCUUUGCAAGUCUUUAUAUAGCGAUCAAUUGGAAGAGGGGAGGAGGGGAUAUCUCAGAAUAAUUGAGUUUAUGACAGGUCAAAGAAUAGUGCUUUGAGUUGUUUAUGGUGCUCAAGAUAAGCUCUUUCGGAGUGGUGAGAAGUUAUGUAUACGUGGCUCAUCUUUGGGCAGCAUGUGGUAUUCGCUCACCCUUAAUCAAUUUUGCUUUACUUCCUCGACGCCCUUUUCUUCUAGGCUUGGCAAACUUAUCUUAAUAUAUGAUAAAAUAUAGUUAUACAAACACACGGUCUCUCAAGCAUUAGGAUUUGUAAAGAACGAAGUGAUUUAGUUUGAUCACCUCCAAUAUUCGUGUUUGAGCUAUCCCCGUAGGGCAAUGAAAGUCUUCCUUUGGGGAGUCCCUCAAGCAGAACUUGAGGUGAUUCCAUCAAGUGUCACUUAAGGGGAGUCAUUCACACGUCACUCGAGGUGAAUCCCCAAACGUCAGCCAAGGUCUGUCAUUAAACGUCGCGGGUAAAUGCAUCUGCAACAUUAAAUGCUUCUAAUGAUGAAAUUGUUUUGGGAAACCAAAUCAGACUAGGUUUCUUGCACGUGUUAGAGACGUGGGAAUCCUUCUGUAACUAUUGAUGUACCUAGUGAGAGGUUACUCAUUUUCCCUAGGCCUAACUCUCUAAUUCCUACAAAUAGGGGUUCAGGCUUCAGCUCUCCUCUUUUUCAGAUACUCUCUCUUCCAUAACCUUUAUCUGGAAAAAAAAUCACCAAUCUUAGAGCAAACCUUCUUCCAAGUUUCACCAAGUACAAAUUUUAGUCCUUUAUCCACAAGUAUAUCUCGUCAUUCUUCCUCCCUCCCUUCCUUCUUUAAUGACACUCAUUAUAGAUUUAGACGAGAGUGACAAGGUGAUAGAGCCUUCGAACAUUAGAGAAUUGUCUAAAAUGUAUAUGUGUUGUACCAAUAAUAUUUAAAUGGAUGGAUGGUUCAAUUGACUAUGGACUCUUAGAAAUAGGUAUAUUGUGGAGUUAUGAGAGUACUAGUAGUUUUGUGAGUGAUAAUGAUUCUCUUUCACUCUCAUUCUACCUUUUCUUCCACAUUUCUUUGCCUUUUUUGUUCUUUGAGGAGUCUUUUUUUAUUUCUUGAAGAGUUUGGCAUACAAGGCUGGUUCAAACACCUUAUUUGAGUUUCUCUUUUUCAGCCUCAACUCAUGAACUUCAAGAGACGCUUAUAAUUAUUCUAGCUUCAUUUCAGAUAAAUCUUUGGACUUUUUAAUGUCCACAACAAUCUGAUCAAACUUGAAAGAUAAAGUUUUUAUAACAUUAUCUACCGUCUGCCGCUCAAAUAGCUUCUCUCCACACAACUUCAUUUGAUUGGUCAAAACCAACAAUCUUAAGAAGAACUCUGCAAUUGUUUCGUCAUCAUUCAUUUGUCUAUUCGAUCGUAUUAUUUACUCUAGGAUUACACCUGAACUUUCUUUAAUUUCUCAUAUCCUCCGUACAAUUUCUAGAGAGUAUCUCGUCCAUCUUUGGGCGUUUAUUGCUAAUUUAUCUUUUAAAAAACAUUCGAAUUCACACAUUAAAAAAACAAGAGCAAGUUUUUUCCAUCAUUUUUUAUCAUUUCACGAUUAGUAGUUCUUGCACAUCAGUGACAAAAACCAAUAUUAUUAUUUUGGACGCUAUCACCACCAAGAUUCAAAUCCACGAAAAUUAUGUAUAAGUUUUUAGUAGUUACUAAUAUUUAAUUUACAAAUAAAAAAUUUCUCAUGUCACAUGUUACUUCAUAUGAUUAUUCAACUUACAAAUCUAUAUAAAAAAAAAAGGUUUAAUAGAUAUGCACGGGUAAUGUCUCAUUCAAUAAAAAGUUAUCAAUUUGUUAUAUUAUUAAAUUUUUUCAAAAUAAAAAAAUAAUUUAAUUAAAUACAUGAUUGUGAUUAGUUGAUGAUGUAAAAUUAUUUUAUACCCACUCAUUUUCGCUUAAAAACUUACAAAUAAGAAAAACAAUUUAAAAGAAAAAAUAUUUUUUCUAAAAUUUAAAAAAAUCGAAUCAGCAUAGAGUUGAGAAAACAAAUCAUUUUAAGCCAACAACAACAGCAAAAUUGACCCCCAAAUCCUCGCUCAUCUUCCCCGGCAGCAGAAGCACCACUGUUACUCUACUCCGUCCCCAAAUUUCCAUUUACCACAGGGUGGUGGCGUGGUGCAAAAUAGUGGGAUAAGUUGGAAGAACAAUCAUUGGCUUUUAGUUAUUAAGAGGCAGCUUUUAUCAUGAUUGGACUAUAGGUUAAACAUGGCUCACCAGUUUGUGCAAGUGAAUGUGAUGCAGUUUCGAAUUGGCAAAACAAACAUCAACCUGGCACUUAGUCUGAAGUUCUCAUCACUCGCUUAAAUGGAGCUCAAUGAAGAUCCUGGACCAAUUGAUAGUUAUGUACUUUAUGAUCAAGAUAACCAUGUUUCUUCUGCAGUUUGGGAUGGACAGGAGCGCGGUGUUCUUAGAUGCCAUGAACACACUUCAAUGCUUGAUCAGUGGAAGCUCACACCUAAACAGAUUAAGUUGGUUGAGAAGGCUGGUUUCGGUUACCUACGAUUACUUCCUGCUAUGAAUCUUGACAAUGCACUGAUAGCUGCUUUGGUUGAGAGGUGGAGGAGAGAAACAAAUACUUUUCACUUAACCGUUGGAGAAUUAACAAUAACCCUGGAAGAUGUAGCGUUGUUACUUGGUUUGGCUAUUGAUGGAGAACCUGUGAUAGGACCAAUAAGUGCACCAAGUGCAGUUUGUGAGAAACUACUUGGUAGAGUACCAGAGGAUUUGAAUGGUGGAAUGGUGAAGCUUACUUGGCUGAAGGAAUUCUUUUCCGAGUGUCCUGAAGAUGCAUUACUGGAGGAAACUGAGCGUUGUACCCGUGCUUACCUUCUAUAUCUAGUAGGCAGUACGAUAUUUUCUACAACAACUGGGAACAAAGUCCCUGUUAUGUACCUUUCUAUGCUUGAAAACUUUGACGAAGCUGGGAAGUUUGCUUGGGGUGCAGGAGCAUUGGCGUUUUUAUAUCGAUCACUCGGCAAUGCUUCCCUUAAAUCUCAAAGCACAGUUAGUGGCUGUUUAACUCUAGUACAGUGUUGGAGUUAUUCCCGCCUCAAUGUGGGACAGCCUAAGUUUAACCAAGACCACCCUGACAGUAAUUGCUUUCCCUUUGUGCUUAAAUGGAAAGGGAAAGGCUGUUGUAGGACGAAAUGUAAUGUAGCUUCCUACCGAAAGGCUUUUGAUUCUCUUAAUCCUUGUGAUGUCCAGUGGCUUCCUUACAGGGAUAUGGACUAUGCAGCCAUACCAGAAUAUAUACAAACUAGUUUGGUUUUACGGGCAUCUAGAACUAUGCUGUUGUGUUUUGACAAGGCGGAAAGGCACCUUCCCGAUCGCUGCUUAAGGCAAUUUGGCAUGCAUCAAACCAUCCCAAAAGAUGUGGAACGGUGGGAGAGGAAGAGCCGUAUAGUGGAUCAUGGGGCAGAUUUGAUGGGAAAAAUGGACACGGCUCUCAAAGAAUGGUCAGAGCGUUGGCUUCAUAUUGUUGAAGGCGGCAACAUUUUAGACGAGGAGGAGUACGUACAGUGGUACCAGAAAAUAACUCGAAAAUACAUCGGGAGAGUUACAUCAUCUGUAGAGUCCGAGUAUCAGAGAGCAGUUACUGCUAUGAGGGAAAUUGCGAAUCUUGCUGAUAUAUUCUCAACAGAAGGGUUGGAUUCUUAUAAUAAAGGCUUAAUUGAUGAAGUGAAAAAUAUUGCCCAUAAGUGUUUAACAGAACCAUUCGAAGAAAUACCAAAGGAGAAAGUGACUAAGAAGGGUAGUAGGAAACGUAAGCAAAAGGAUCAUCUGAGUACGGAGUAUGAAUAACAGAAGACUAAAGAACUAACUGAAGUUAAUCCUGACUUAACCCCCUGAUUGUUAUGAUUUAAGGCUGGUCAAGGGCGUAAGGUAUAUAAUCGAACGUUCAACACUCUAAAAGAACAUAUCCUAUGAAACAGGUUUGCCAAUUUAUCAACGGCUGAGAAACUUAAGACCUUUGGGGGAUGCAGAUAGUUAGCAAACUGAUGCUGUAAAAAGCUCCAUUUGAUAUUCUUGUUAUAGGCAUUUAUUGGAUGUUUUCUUUGUUACUUUCAUUGUUCUUGAUGUAUGGCCUUGUUUUUAACAGGUUUAUGAUAUUAAAUAUAGGGGCUGCUCAUCAUUUUACUUGU